AUGCGCGAGCUCGUGCACGUCCAGGGCGGCCAGUGCGGCAACCAGAUCGGUGCCAAGUUCUGGGAGGUCAUCGCUGACGAGCACGGAAUCGAUCCCACAGGAACCUACCAUGGGGAUUCCGACCUGCAGCUGGAGCGCAUCAACGUGUACUUCAACGAGGCGACAGGAGGACGCUACGUUCCUCGUGCGGUCCUGAUGGAUCUUGAGCCAGGAACCAUGGACUCUGUCCGAGCCGGGCCGUUUGGUCAGCUCUUCCGUCCCGACAAUUUCGUCUUUGGUCAGACAGGAGCUGGCAACAACUGGGCCAAGGGUCACUACACUGAGGGCGCAGAACUUAUCGACUCGGUGCUCGAUGUCGUGCGCAAGGAGGCAGAAGGCUGCGACUGCCUCCAGGGCUUUCAGCUCUGCCAUUCCCUCGGUGGCGGAACCGGCGCUGGCAUGGGCACUCUGCUCAUCUCCAAGGUGCGAGAAGAGUACCCCGACCGCAUCAUGGAGACCUUCUCGGUGAUUCCGUCGCCCAAGGUCUCCGACACGGUGGUAGAGCCGUACAAUGCCGUCCUGAGCUUUCACCAGCUUGUGGAGAACUCCGAUGAGUCCUUUCUGCUGGACAACGAAGCGCUCUACGACAUCUGCUUCCGAACACUGAAGCUGACGACGCCAACGUACGGUGACCUGAACCACUUGGUCUCCGCGGCGAUGAGCGGUGUGACCUGCUGCUUGCGCUUCCCAGGACAGUUGAACUGUGAUCUGCGCAAGAUUGCCGUCAACCUGGUGCCUUUCCCGCGCCUGCACUUCUUCAUGACGGGCUUCGCCCCGCUGACCUCCCGCGGGUCGCAGCAGUACCGGGCCCUGACCGUACCCGAGCUGACCCAGCAAAUGUUCGACGCAAAAAACAUGAUGUGUGCUGCGGACCCGCGCCACGGCCGCUACCUGACUGCUGCAGCCCUUUUCCGUGGCCGCAUGUCCACGAAGGAGGUGGAUGAGCAGAUGCUCAACGUCCAAAACAAGAACUCCUCCUAUUUCGUGGAGUGGAUCCCCAACAACAUCAAGGCGUCCGUUUGCGAUAUCCCUCCAAAAGGUCUCAAGAUGGCUGUCGCCUUUGCGGGUAAUUCGACCGCCAUCCAGGAGAUGUUCAAGAGGGUGGCCGAGUACUUCACGGCCAUGUUCCGCCGCAAAGCCUUCUUGCAUUGGUACACCGGUGAAGGCAUGGAUGAGAUGGAGUUUACCGAGGCAGAGUCGAACAUGAACGACCUGGUGUCGGAGUACCAGCAGUACCAGGACGCUACCGCCGAGGAGGAAGGUGAGUUCGAUGAGGAGGAGGGCGAGUACGACGGCUAA
Molecule: messenger RNA, 1338 nt
Organism: Symbiodinium necroappetens
Lineage: Eukaryota; Dinophyceae; Suessiales; Symbiodiniaceae
Source: the annotation of a GenBank genome assembly